UUAAGGGGGCAUACUGCGAUGUAUCAUGUAAAGUCGAUUUAAGCACCCACGUUAGUCGUGCUUACAUAAAGGAAAAAUGUUGCGUUUUUUAACUUUCCACUUAAAGAUGAGUUCUAUCGCUUCGAGAAACUGGACUUAUUUUACAGCAACAUAUAGCAACACUAACUAUAAAUUACCUCCAAAUGUAGAACAAUUUAUUAUGAAGAACACGGAAGUAAGCGACAAUCAUCUCACGCCGCAGAUACGCUUGCGAUUGUUUACUCCACGUUGUCGCUUCUGGUAUGAACGGCCCGAACUAUGGCCCAGCAGCGACCCCUAUUGGGCUAUUUAUUGGCCUGGGGGACAGGCAAUAGCCAGGUAUAUUUUAGAUUAUCCAGAUGUUGUGAAAUGCAAGUCGGUCCUAGAUAUUGGAAGUGGGUGUGGUGCAUCAGCAAUUGCAGCUCAGAUGAGUGGUGCUUCUCAAGUCGUAGCUAAUGAUAUUGAUCCUGUUGCUGAAAUUGCCAUAAGAAUGAACUGCCUGCUAAAUAAUGUCAAGCCCUUUCCUGUCUUCACAAGCAACAUCAUUGGGACACAUCUGAGAAUAUGGGAUCUUAUUCUCCUGGGGGACAUGUUUUAUGAUGAAGAGCUUUCUGAAAGUCUUCAGACCUGGUUGAAGAAAUACAUCUCCGUUCAUGAAACAUUGGUCCUAAUUGGUGACCCUGGAAGACCACAUUUCAUCAGUCACUCCAUUUUCAAACAGCUCCAGAAGGUGGCAGAGUAUGAACUUCCAGAAACAACUAGAGAGCAAAACUAUGGACUAACAAGAAGUUGUGUUUGGAAAUAUCAGCCAUGAUGUAGAAAACGUUCAUUGUUGGUUUGCAAGAGAGUUGAAGAUUCUUUCCAAGUAUGCUGUUUAGGCAUUAUUCCCUUUGAUCUUUUUUUCUCUUUCUUUCUUAUGUGGUUUGGUCAACUUGGAUUUGUUUAUAUGCACUGCAGCAAAUGCAUCCAUUUGGAUACUAUGUUAAAGUGCAGAAUCUUGAAAGUUGGUUCCCAGUGAGAGACCAAUCAUAUCAAACUAAAAACCAUUGUACCUUGAGGUGAGGAUACAUAACACUUUUACACUUUUAUAUAUAGAGAGAAAGAAUAUCUAAUAACCGCAUGAUAAAUUAUAUGAAACAGGCUUCUCUACAGGUUGCUGAGUUCUUGUUCCAUUAGAGACAGGUUCCCUAUCAUAAGGGAAUUUUUCUUUCUUGGCCACGUUCCUUCCUUUACUGUACAUCUUUUGCCUACUGAUUUUCUCAAAGAAUUCGCUAAGCUUCCCACCCAACAUAACAUCUUUUUCUCUAAAACUUAGAAUACCUCCCACCCUUCUACUUCUUUGAAAUCACAAGUAAACAAACUGUAUCUUUACUUAACAAAUUCCUUUGUGUUCUACCUCUCGGUCUGACAUUCUUAGUCUGUGGUUUCUCUACCACUGUAGGGAUUAUAUAGUGACCCCACUAAAACACAUAUGCAGUUUUAGCCUUAAAAUCAAUAACAUGCCCACUGUCAGGAAAUUAGCCUUUGUCAGACCUGUACCACAUAAUCCUAAACCCUCCUCAAUCUCCAAAUUCCAUCCCAUCUCAGUAUAUCCUACCCUUGGUAAAAUCCUUAAACUCAUUUGCAGCCAUCUCACCACUUACCUAUACAAAUACCACUUCCUUUCUCCAAACAGCAUUGCUUUACAGCAGGUAAAAGAACCAUGACUGGUCUUUGGACCUUUAAUGAUGACAUCAUCAUUAAUAUGGCUAAUGAUAACCUCACUGGAGCAGUUUCUAUUGAUCUUAUCCAGGCCUAUGACCUGGUUGACCAUUUCAUCUUACUAACCCACCUGUAAGAUGUUGAUAUAAACUCAGAAAUUACCCAGUGGUUCAAAGAUUUCGUUACUAACUGAUCUUUCACACUUAAGAUUGGUCCCACAUUAUCUAACUGAGCCUUUACUGUCUCAGGAGUAUAUCAUGAAUAAAUUCUGACUCCACUACUAUUCUCAAUUUUUAUAAAUAAACUGCAACUUGAAUUAUCUCCACUUCAACUCCUCCUAUAUGCUGAUGACGUGAUUAUUUUUAGAUCCAACCCUGCUCAUGACAUCAUCCAAACACAUCUUUAGGCUAACCUACUACAACUAAACAAAUGGCUUAGUUAAAAAAAAACUCCUUCUUAAACCUAAAAAAUGUCCACACUGUUUAGCACAUGCAUAUUAAAGACCUAGAAAGCUCAAAUCCGUCACUUCAUUUAGCUAUCUUAGCAUUUGGUUUGAGCAGUCCCUUAACUUCCAACAUCAGAUUCAGAAAGUAAAAUCCAGAGUCAAUUACCUCCUAUUCUGUACUCAAAAUAUAUCUCAUUUCCUCUCACAACCUGCUAGAGCAGCCUUAGGAAAGGUAUCCUGCUUGCACAACUAGAAUACACUCUUCUAUUCACCAAAGACUUAUAAAAAACACUACCCCCAAACAAUCUCUUUCUAAUAAAAUCUGCCAUUUCAUCACCAACCCCCCUUGCCAUAAACAUCAAUGCAACACCUUGGAAAUGGCAGUUUGUUACCUAUUGAAGGCAGAGCCAACCUACUUCUGGGAUCCUUUCUUUUCAUACUGCUACACCAAAACACUCAAUCCACCUCAUUGUGAAACUAACCACAUCCAACGCAUACUACAACAUUAGAAACUAAAACACUGAUGGCCCUACUUUCAUAACUGUUCACUAAACUUCAUUCCACUGACCAUAAUGUCUCUGUUAUUGCUCCUAAACUGUGGGCAUGGUAUUGCACGCUUCUCUUUGCCUACAGUGAAUUUGCAAAACCUAUAUGUCCCUGCAACUGAAUUUCACUUCAGCCAUCUAUCCUCAACCAGAUGUACCACAGGGAUGUAGCUCAACAUCUAGGAGCCUGAACCUUUCUAGUGAACUGCUAUGAAAGUGAACACCAGUUAGUUAUGAUAAGCAGGGACACUGAUUUACAAUUCUCAAAAAUGAAAGGAUAAAACCUGGGAAUUAUAUCACUGAUUUUUUAAACAGAAUUUCUGGUAUUUACCAUAAUUUCAUUAUAAUUUUCUAGUGUAUCUAUUUACAUGUAAAAUUAAAGCAUAUUAUGUGUACAGAACACUCAGUAAAGUAAAUUGACAGUGUUAUAAGUAGCAAAUAUGAGAAGAAAUACAGGAUGUUGUAAAUGAAUGCUCCUGUCUAAAAUGCCAUGAAAAUCUCAUGUUUUCCUUGUACUCAGAUCAAAUUUGGAAUUAACCAUUAUUUUCCCAGAAAAAAUGGGAAAGCAAGGCCCAUAAUCAUAAGCAUCCCUUUUCCUCAGCUGAAUGCCACUUUAUGCCUCAAUAUGGGAUACUGAGGAAAAACAAUAUAAUAACAUCUUAAAGAGGUUUCUGAUGAUAGGAACAAUGAAUGGCUAACCAUAGAAAUCCUUGAAUACUUAAGAAUAGAAAUGUAAUACAAGACACAAGUGAGAGGGCCCACAUAUUUUGCCUCUGUAUAUGCCUUGACCCCCUCAUCAGCAGAGUAUCAAUAUAUGUGAUUCUGAAUCAUAUGAUGUUUGAGCUUACAUUAUAGCUACAGGUAUAAUACAAGCUCAUACAUAUUAUGAGCUUGCAUUAUAGCUACAGCUAUAGCUAACACUGCAUGCAUUUAGUCUUAUGAUAGUUUAUUAUUAAGGUAUGCCCCCUGAAUAAUCAUUUUCUAGAAUGGAGAGGUUGUUCGUGAGAGUUUGAUACCCAAAGAUGGGAAAUGAUUGCAACAUUACUUUCACAAAGCUGUUACGCAACCAGCAUCAUAUAGUGUAGACAUUAGCCUUGAAGUCAGAAGUAUUCUUGUAGCAGCUACAAAAUGUUCUUUACAUUGUAGAAAAAACAUAUAUAACAUGUCUAAGGACUGUUUUUAGCAGUCUAGUAUGUAAAAUAAUGUACCAACAAUAAACAAUAUCAGUACAAGUCAGCAAAUGUAGCUUGUUAACAUGAAGGUGUGUACGAUUAGGGAUCUGUGAAAUUAACCAGUGAGCUAACUGUCCUUUCCAGAAUGAAGAAUAUGAACAGUUUUUCUUCAUAUCUGUGAUUGCAUUGAUUACAGACAGAAUUUUUUUGUCUCUGGAAGCAGAUAUCGGACAUUCAGCAGAUAAUGAUGUUUCUCAGACUGCUUGCAAGUAUUUCAUAAUAAAACUACUUUGACUUGUAGAUGCUGUAUGAUAAAGCUACUUUGGACUUCUUUU
This is a messenger RNA of Protopterus annectens (West African lungfish), 4216 nucleotides long. It is a transcript of the gene ETFBKMT, whose product is annotated as electron transfer flavoprotein subunit beta lysine methyltransferase. Gene Ontology annotation, cellular component: mitochondrial matrix. Bases 77 to 832 code for a protein of 251 amino acids. Gene Ontology annotation, molecular function: protein-lysine N-methyltransferase activity. Gene Ontology annotation, biological process: peptidyl-lysine trimethylation. The transcript has 3 exons. Lineage: Eukaryota; Metazoa; Chordata; Ceratodontiformes; Protopteridae. The record is from RefSeq and is a predicted model, not a curated record.